UUUAUAUGGCAUGUGACUGUGUUAUUAAAUGUAUUGUUAUUGUCAAUCAGCCAGUUGUUUCGUGAGGUAUUGAAUUUAAUUUAAUUGUUUGGGGGGAAACUGAAUUUUUAAAAACUUACACGUAAAGGGACAUAAGUAUGCUGAAACCUAAAGCUCUAACCCAGGCGUUAAGCCAAGCAAAUACAGGCGGAGUACAGUGUUCUUUAUUGUUGAAUCAGGAAGGAGCAUUACUGGCUUACUCUGGUUAUGGAGACAAAGAUGCUCGUGUAACUGCAGCCAUUGCAAGCAACAUUUGGUUAGCUUAUGAGAAAAAUGGCCGGGCUGCAUUCAAUGAGGACCAGUUAAAAUUCAUAGCCAUAGAAUGUGAGGAAGGAAGAGUGGUUGUUACUGAAGUGGCUAACUUGUUGUUAUGUCUUCAAGCCAAGGAAGAUGUUGGUAUAGGAAUGUUGAAAGCUAAAGCACAAGCUUUAGCAGAUUAUUUAGAAGGUCCUCUUACACAGGUGGCUGCAUCAUGAAAAAAAAGUAGUAUACAGUAUUGCAUAUAGUUAAUAUAUACAUGUAUUUGAAUUAUGUGAUAACAACAAAUAUCUGUACGGGAGAAAAGAGUAUAUUUGUGUAAAACACAAUGAUAUCAAACUUACAUUUCCUAAAUUUUUUGGGACCUCUUAAGUUUAACUUAAUAGUAAAUUUACCCCAAAAAAUAGUAAAACUCAAUUUUAAUAUAAUCCAAGUUUAUUAUUUCUUGGGUGCUUAUUUGUUUUGUUUUUCAUUUUCACAGUAUAUGUUCGUUCUUUUUUACUAAUGUGCUUCUACCUUGAAAAAGAACAUGUAUUAGGUAUUAGAUAUCAUAUGACAGAGGCAUUAUAAUGAAUAUUUAAUUUAGGCUUUGAAAAAGCCCAAAAGUAAACAUUAAAAUAUUAAAUGUUAAUUUCUGACAUCAAAAAGCAGUAAGACCACAAAAUUAGCUUUAUUAGUUAAAGAUUAUUGUACAGAUUACUAUGAAUACAAUGUAGUUGCAACCAUUUUUGCAAACUGGUAUAUAUCUAGAAUAUCUAGUCAUUAACACAAUGAAAGAACAUCUGUUAUGAAAAUGUACAGAGAUAAUAUUUAUUUAAAUGUUUGAAAUGUGUUACCAGUCUCCUUUAACUUGGUGAAAUAAUAAAGCAAUGAAAAAAAUUAUCAUGUAUUUAACACUAGUCAUUUUUAUUUAUGUCAUGCUAAUGUUCAUUAUGAAAAAUAUAAUGACCCAGUGAGCUAUAAGCUUUAAUGUAUUAUUGAAGUGUUAACUGUCACUUUGAUGAAUUAAAAUGUCAGCUGGUUUUAAACAAGCCCACAAAAUUAGUUAAUUAAUACAGUUAUUUGUGUUUUUGAUAUCCUUGUCAUUGUAAGAUGUAAAAAAUGAAGGUAAAGGUGGUUCCAGCAGUUUUAUCAAUUAAACAUUUAACAUACAUUAAAAUAAAAUUAUGUUUAUGUAGGUUUUAAAAGUAUCUACUUUAUCCAUUUUUUAAAAGCAUGUUCAGCUUUACAAUUAGCUUAGAUGUUGUGAUAAAUCAUGUUUUCGUGAUACAAUUUUUGUCCUUCAGUGACUUGGUAUCCUUUCAUUAUGUACUACAAUUUAUUGUACUUCAGGUGUUUUGUAGAUAAAAAAAAAACAACUUGUCUUUGGUUA
Molecule: messenger RNA, 1669 nt
Organism: Limulus polyphemus (Atlantic horseshoe crab)
Lineage: Eukaryota; Metazoa; Arthropoda; Merostomata; Xiphosura; Limulidae
Product: ragulator complex protein LAMTOR2-like
Exons: 4
Coding region: 138-515 (125 amino acids)
Biological process (GO): cellular response to amino acid stimulus; positive regulation of TOR signaling
Cellular component (GO): Ragulator complex
Molecular function (GO): guanyl-nucleotide exchange factor activity; molecular adaptor activity
Source: RefSeq, a predicted model, not a curated record